AUGAACACACUACUGGAAGAUGCACGUCUCCUUGAAGCAGGCGCGGCUGCAGAGGUACGUGUGCUUCCAGCCCUCCUUGAUCGUCCAGGGGCAGAGCUUCUUCUCGCACAUCGCGCACGUGAAGUUCGCGAAAUCAAAGAUGUUGCACACGACCUCCAUGGGCAGGUCGCACUGCGGCGGCUCGCCGUCGCCGGUGCACCGAAUGUCGUCGUAGAGGCUGUACUGCGAGCGCGGCCGCGGCGCGGUCGGGGCGGACGCGGCCGCGGUGGACAUUUUCUGGGCGUUUGCGGUUCUUGACCUCUUAAAGAGCUCUUGACUAUUUUAUAACAGUGCUCUGAAACGUUGGAGCGCGCUCGUUGUCCUGAGUCUGAACUAGAGGUCAGUGAAAUGCGCAGAGGCUGUGUUUUGGAGCUAUGCUGCGUCGUACGCCAAUUUUAAACAGGGUACGCUGCAGUUUAAUGAAUUAGGUACUCGUUCGAAGCCUGUCGCAGCUUACGAACGUCUACGACUCGAUUUUGUGCUGCUGCGAAUAUGUCC
This is a messenger RNA of Pelagomonas calceolata, 537 nucleotides long. NCBI's taxonomy places the organism in Eukaryota, Pelagophyceae, Pelagomonadales, Pelagomonadaceae. The record is from the annotation of a GenBank genome assembly.